Molecule: messenger RNA, 2007 nt
Organism: Papaver somniferum (opium poppy)
Lineage: Eukaryota; Viridiplantae; Streptophyta; Magnoliopsida; Ranunculales; Papaveraceae
Exons: 6
Coding region: 172-2007 (611 amino acids)
Source: RefSeq, a predicted model, not a curated record
UAUAGGUGACAAGUGUACCCUCUCUAACUCUACUACUUCUUUAACUCUCUGUCAGUUAACUUAUCAUAACUCUCUCCAUCGAAGAACAAAGAGAUCAAAAGCCUCACCAUAUCAAGCAAUUUGGAUCAAGUGGUUUCACAUUUCUCUAACCCCAUCUUCAGAUUCCAACUUAUGGGUCCAAGGAAAAGGCUUCCUAAAGAAGAGGCAGUUAAAACUUUUAAUGACAGCAUUGACGGGUAUAUUCACCCUCCAAAGUUUAGGGAUGGAAAUGUGAAAAUAACAAUUUACUCAAGCUUACUCCAAUUAGCCGAAGUACGUGACUGGCUGUCCGUUGAUCAGCAAGCAAUAUUUAAGGGCACAGCAAUUGGCCAUCUACUUUCAGUACCAGCAGAGUCGAAGUACAGUGGCACCAUUUUGCAUUUCUUACUUUCAAGGGAAAUUCACGUGGAUGAUAAACCAGAUGAAAUGCACUUUAAGGUUGGUGGAAAAAUAUUGCAUUUUGGCAAGAGAGAAUUUGCUUUGGUUACAGGGCUUAGUUUCAAGAAACCGGAGAAAGAUUUUGUACCUCCGCCCAAAUCCUCAUCCCUGAUGUGGACCCAUUUCCCCAACCAAUAUCGUGUAACUGGAUUAGAAGUGAAGGCUCUCCUCUUCAAAAAGAAUUCCACCUGCCCAUCUCUUGACAGAGUGAAAUUGGCGUUACUUUUGGUUGUUCAUCGCUUCUUAAUGGGCUGUCCAGAUAGAGAUGCCAUAAACAUCAGUUACUGGCAUUUGGUUGACGACUUGGAGGAAUUUAACAAGUACCCUUGGGGCGAAGCAACAUUUGGUAGAUUAACAAAAUUUAGAUCACCACUACUUUAUCAAGCCAACAAAGAGAACAGUGGUGUUGGUGGGGAAACGAAGUACAAGGUUGUCGGAAUUGCCCAUGCCUUAUCAGUUUGGGCUCUUGAUAUCAUGCCUGGGCUGCUUAAUCUGUGUGGACGAAAGAUUGAAAGUAUAGGCUGGCUACCACAUAUGCUUUGCGUAUUAUGCACACAAUCUCCCAAGUAUCCCUCUCUUCGAACAUUGGAAAUGAAUGAUGUUCAUGUCCGCUCAGAUAUAAUGUGGCAAAAGGGUGAUGCAAAUCAGUUAAUAGUGCUUGGCUUAGAGGAAGGUACCCCGGAGAUAGAGGUUGAGUUAAGUUCUUCUUUCCGGACAGAGAAAGAAAGACACGGCUACCAUGGUGUGAAGGACUCUCACGGCAGGGAUGUACCCAAAGGGAAUAUGUCAUCUUGUUCUCAAGCGAAAACUACGGGAAUCGAAUCGCUUGAAGUGGUUGAGCUUGUUGAAGAUCCUGUGGAUGCUACAAUGGAUACGUCCUCUUCUAAGGGCCUGACUCGUGAUUCUACCUUAUUAAAUAUUUCGACUUCCAUAAAUGUUAUUCCUUCCCCACCAGGGUUUACAAGGGCUUCAGCUCCAGAGAGAGUGGAAGGAUUCCAACUUGUUGACGACUUCAAGAUCCUAGAAGAGCAUGUAAUUUUGUAUAAGAAGAUUUAUGAAAAACAUGGGCAUAUGGCGACCAAAAAAGUCAUCAAGUUCAAUGAUGAUAUGUUACUCACAUGUGUUACCAGUUUAUUGAAGAUCAUCUCGGCAAUGGAAAAUGUACGAGGUUCAGAAUUGAGUGAAGCACUGCUGGAUAGAUGGGAAGGGUUUAUCAAAGAUGCCGACACUUUGGAAUUCAAUAUUGAGUGGCUUCGUGAAGGAUUCCAUCGAAUUAAGAACCACUGGAGGUCUUCGUUCGGGAUAGAUAGAGAAGUUGAAAUCCAUGCAGAUGUAUUGGAUGCAAUGCAGGUCAAAUAUGACUGCCUAUCGACAAGAGAAGACGAACUUAAUGCUGAACUUUUAGAGGUAAAAGUUCAGAAAAGGAAAGCUGAGGCGACUAUUUCAUCUGAGCGAGACGCUAUUCAAGAAAAGGUGACUAAGAAAAACAAAUUAGGGUGUGAACCUGUUCUAGGAAUUGUGCUUAGCUGA